Molecule: messenger RNA, 1367 nt
Organism: Lycium ferocissimum
Lineage: Eukaryota; Viridiplantae; Streptophyta; Magnoliopsida; Solanales; Solanaceae
Product: E3 ubiquitin ligase BIG BROTHER-related
Exons: 7
Coding region: 257-1216 (319 amino acids)
Source: RefSeq, a predicted model, not a curated record
AGAUUGAAUGGUUGGAAAAGGUGAAGGGUGUCCUUGCAAACGUCAAAUUCCAAUUUGAAAAGAAAAUGAUGCUUCCCUUUUUCUCCUCUCUUUCUUCUUAUUUAUAUUAUAAUAUUCUCUAAUCAUUCCCCUCCCUCUCUCUCGCAAACACAAACACAAAGGCACUAUCGCUUUCUUCUUAUACGCUUCAGAUUUCUCCGAAUAUCCCUUCCAAUUCCUAUAAAAUACCCUUUAUCCGUUGAUUGUUGUCCCAGUAAUGGAGAAUUCAAAAAGCAACAACAACGACACUAAUAAUAAUAAUGAAGCAUCAGCAGCCAAAACAACAAGCCCUAUUGCGGCUAAUGACAACAACAAUGAGCAAAGAGGAAACCCUAAUGGGUCAGACAGUAGUGUGCAAAUUAAUGGAAAUGGGGAAUUGGAUGAUAGCAACACUUGUAGUAAUGAAGGCGGAGCUACUCGGAGAACUCGUUUCACCGAGCUUAGUCAGGUCGAGGCUGAUCUUGCUCUCGCCCGCACCUUGCAAGAACAGGAAAGGGCUUAUAUGAUGCUUAGUAUGAACGAUGAGGGGAUUGAUUAUGGGAGUUGGGAUGCUGGGAGCUAUGGCCAUGAUGAGGAUGAUGAUGAAGAUUUUGAUGAUCCAAGCGAAGAAGAAGAUGAUGGUAGUAAUGUGGAUGAAGAUGCUUUUGAUGUGCAUGCUCAUGAUGAAGCUAGUGAGGAUGAGAACCAAGGGGUUGAGUUAGACCCAUCGGCUUUUUCUAGUGAUGAGGCCUAUGCCAGAGCACUGCAAGAUACUGAAGAGAGAGAAGUGGCAGCUAGAUUAUUGGCCCUUGCUGGGAUAAAUGAAAUGUAUGUUAGACAACCGCAAGAUGAAGAGGAUCGUGGUAUUAAUUCCCAGGAUGCAUGGGAGGACGUUGAUCCCGAUGAGCUUUCUUAUGAGGAACUUAUAGCACUGGGUGAAGUUGUUGGAACUGAGAGCAGGGGGCUUUCUGCUGAUACAGUUGCCUCUCUGCCUUCAGUGAACUACAAGACACAAACUGCGUCAGAAGGGACUACUGAUUCGUGUGUUAUAUGUAGAUCGGAUUAUGAAGAUGGUCAAAAAUUGACUGUGCUGUCCUGCAAACAUACUUAUCAUUCUGAAUGUCUGAACAAAUGGUUACAAAUAAACAAGGUUUGUCCUAUAUGUAGCACUGAGGUCUCCACCUCUGGAAACAGCUAGUUACAGAAAUCGAAGUGUGUGUUCAAUGCAAAUUAUUGAUAGUAAUACAGAGACCAAUCUCUCUGCUUGUUUGACCAUUCUUGGUUCACUCUGGCUGGCUUCCUUUGUUCUGUUUAUCAUAUAAUAUCAUGAAUGUACCAAGUUCUAAUAA